Cryptomeria japonica (Japanese cedar) is the source of this 1298-nucleotide messenger RNA. RefSeq names its product psbP domain-containing protein 6, chloroplastic. Gene Ontology annotation, cellular component: photosystem II; photosystem II oxygen evolving complex; extrinsic component of membrane. The transcript has 3 exons. NCBI's taxonomy places the organism in Eukaryota, Viridiplantae, Streptophyta, Pinopsida, Cupressales, Cupressaceae. The record is from RefSeq and is a predicted model, not a curated record. The coding region runs from base 32 to 913 and encodes 293 amino acids. Gene Ontology annotation, biological process: photosynthesis. Gene Ontology annotation, molecular function: calcium ion binding.
UCCCCAAUCUAAUACAAAUUUUCGAAUCCUUAUGAAUGGAUAUUGUUGCAUUGCAGUUGAUGUUGGGAAAUUAGAUAAUGAGAGCAUGGAAAUAGCGAGAACAAUUGGUGUUUCUGCUCUAUGUAAAUGCAAACCAAUUGCGUGCUUAAUUUUUGCCUCUUGCAAUCUUCGAGAGCCCAAUAAUUUAUUAAGCAAGAAAAAUAAGAGGGUGGCAGUACAGCGAGUGCAGUGCGAAGCAACCAGAAGCAGAAGGCAUAUGUGCCUGGGAAGUGCUGGAGCUAUGUGGGCAUUGUUGUAUGGGUUACAGUCUCAGGAAGCUGAGGCCAAGGAAAUUCAGGUGGGCGCCUACCUUCCCCCUGCACCUUCCAAUGCCGGCUUCGUACAAUUCAAGGCUACCAACAAGGACACUCCAGCUCUCCGUGCAGGAAACGUGGAGCCGUAUCAAUUCAUUCUUCCUUCCACAUGGAAGCGAGUGCGAGUUGCUAACAUAUUGUCAGGUAACUACUGUCAGCCUAAAUGUGCCGAGCCAUGGGUGGAGGCAAAGUUUGAGGAUGCAAAUCAGGGAACUGUGCAGGUAGUUGCGUCUCCUUUGAUCCGCCUCACAAAUAAACCAAAUGCUCAAAUUGAGGAAAUUGGGAAUCCAGAGAAGCUGAUCGCUUCAUUAGGUCCCUUUGUAACUGGGAACAGCUAUGAUCCAGAUGAGCUUGUUGAAAGCAACGUGGAAAGGCAUGAUGACCAAACAUAUUACAGUUACACAUUGGAGACUCCAUAUGCCUUAACUGGUACUCACAAUCUUGCAAAGGCUACUGCAAAAGGUAAUACAGUCGUACUCUUUGUAGUCAGUGCCAAUGACAAGCAGUGGCCAAAAUCAGAAAAAAUACUGCGAAGUAUAGUCAAUUCAUUCCAAAUUUAGCUUGCUUGUCCAAGCUAGCUGGGAAAAGUGUAUAUUAUAUGUAAUUAUUUGCUCUUGGCUGCAAGUGAUACUUAAAAAUUUGAACAUAAUUCAAUUAUUUUUCAUUCAAUAUCCUAUUGAUCAGUUGGAAGUUGUGUUGGCCUUAGGUACUUUAUUUUCUUUGCAUUUCUUAGAGAACGAGCUUAUUUAAUGUUUUGACCACUUACCUGCCUUGUUGGGUACAAAUAAAGUGGCCUAUGUAAUUUCAGGUUUGGAUGGCAACUCUGGGUAGGUUUAGCUGUAUAUAAUUAUUAUUUUGAAGUAAAAUCUUGUAUGCUUCUCCUCGUUGGUUUUUAGCCAAGGAAUUAACUUCAUCCGUGAAUGAAAAGAAGUUCAGAAUUCCAUU